Messenger RNA from Ostreobium quekettii, 855 nucleotides. The record is from the annotation of a GenBank genome assembly. Lineage: Eukaryota; Viridiplantae; Chlorophyta; Ulvophyceae; Bryopsidales; Ostreobiaceae.
AUGGGUCUCUGCUGCUCGUGCGUGGACCAGGGGUCGGUGGGCAUCGUCGAGCGCUUCGGAAAAUUCCGCCGCGUGGCGCAUCCCGGCUUCAACUGCAUAUGCUGCUGCUUGGGGGAGUACUCCGCUGGCCUCCUGAACAUGAGGAUCCAGCAGCUGGAUGUCGGCUGCGAAACGAAGACGAGGGACAACGUCUUUGUGAAGAUCAUAAUCUCCGUUCAAUACCAGGUGGUCAAAGAGAACAUCUACGAUGCUUUCUACAAGUUGACCGACUCAACAACCCAAAUCAGGAGCUACGUGUUCGACGUCGUCCGCGCGACCGUGCCGAAAAUGGACCUCGACGACGUGUUCUCCAGCAAGGAGGAGAUCGCCAUGGAUGUCAAGAAUGGUCUGACCAAAGCGAUGGGCUCCUUUGGAUUCAUCAUCAUACAGACACUGGUGACAGACAUCGAGCCUGCCCAUGAAGUGAAGGAGUCGAUGAACAAAAUCAACGCCUCGAAGCGCCUGAGGGAAGCUGCAGUUCAAACGGCGGAAGCCGAAAAGGUGAAAGUGAUCAAGGCAGCAGAGGCUGAGGCUGAAGCCAAGUUCCUGGCUGGUCAGGGAAUUGCUCGACAGCGCCAGGCAAUCGUGAAUGGCCUUCGUGAGAGCGUGGUAGCAUUCUCAGCCGAUGUGCAUGACAUCACAAACAGAGAGGUCAUGGAGAUGAUGAUGAUGACACAGUACUUUGACACCAUGAAGGACAUUGGUGCCACCGGCCGCUCCAGCUCUGUGUUCAUCCCCCACUCUCCGGCUGCCGUUAGCGACGUUGCGGAACAGAUUCGCAACGGUUUCUUGCAGGGUGCCGUCCCCCGCCACUGA